AUGCCGCUCUUCCUCAUGCAUGAUGAAGAAAUCACCCCCUACAUACAACAACAGGGCAAAGACCUCCUUACCCAGUUAGACCUCGCCCACACCCAACGCACUCUGGAACUUAACCCGCAGACACUCUGGGCAUUUUUAAAAAAGGAAGUUGUAUCAAAAAUCCGCAAACAAGCCCGUACAGCCAUCUCCAAAAUGGAGGCCAAAACCAGAAACCUACGCAUCCAGCAAAACACAAUCCUGGCACAACCAGACAUCAAAACAAACCCUGACAGCCAACAUGAGACCAGCCUGCUACUAAAUUACAUUAGCGACCUCAAACGCCAAAGAAACGACUGCAACCACAAAAUAUCCUCAGCCCAAUACAGAAUAAUGGGUGAAACUGUAAGUUGCUACUGGUCUUCAGUUGCACACAAACUGAAACCAUGCAACAUAAUAUACUCCCUAGAAUGCCUGAACAACCCACACCAGAAAACCCACUCUGACCACAUGGCAGAACUUGCUCGUGACUACCACGAUAAGGUACAAACAGACUCUGAAGAACUUAGCUUUGCCUCACUCACUCUAGCCACCUGCACAGCCACACAAGCCGUCGACCAUCGCCUAUCUAAUGACACAUCCGAACUCCUAUCUGACCUUUUAACAUACCAAGACAUAGCAUCAGCUCUCAACAGCCUCUGGCAAAGCACCAGACCUUGA
This is a messenger RNA of Phanerochaete carnosa HHB-10118-sp, 696 nucleotides long. RefSeq lists its product as uncharacterized. The record is from RefSeq and is a predicted model, not a curated record. Bases 1 to 696 code for a protein of 231 amino acids. Lineage: Eukaryota; Fungi; Basidiomycota; Agaricomycetes; Polyporales; Phanerochaetaceae. The transcript has a single exon.